Triticum urartu is the source of this 2826-nucleotide messenger RNA. NCBI's taxonomy places the organism in Eukaryota, Viridiplantae, Streptophyta, Magnoliopsida, Poales, Poaceae. The record is from RefSeq and is a predicted model, not a curated record.
AUGGCCAGGCCAAUCACGGCCCCCAUCCUCACAUUUCUCCUCUUCUUCUUCCUCCACACCGCAAGCCCAGCUCUCCUGGGAGAAGAGGACGACCGCUCCGUGCUUUUGGUCUUCAAGGCCGGCGUGUCCGGCGACCCCAAUGGAGCGCUCGCCGGCUGGGGCUCGCCGGACGUGUGCAACUGGACCGGUGUUGCUUGCGACACGGAGCGCCAUGUCGUCAAGUUAAUACUAAGUGAACAGAAGCUCUCUGGCAGGGUCGUGCCCGCGCUUGGCAACCUCUCGCACCUCAGGACACUCAACCUCUCCGGCAACCACUUCACCGGCAGCGUCCCACCGGAGCUCGGCAACCUCUCCUACCUCAAGUUUCUCGACAUGUCCUUGAACAUGCUCUCCGGGAUGAUUCCGCCAGAGCUCGGUAACCUCUCCCGCCUAAAGUUUCUCGACGUGUCAUUGAACAUGCUCGCCUGGAUGGUCCCGCCGGAGCUUGGCAACCUAUCACGCCUCAAGUUUCUCGAUUUGUCGUCGAACACGCUCACCGGGGCGGUCCCGCCGGAGCUCGGCAACCUCUCGAGACUCAGCAUCCUCGAUCUCUCCGAGAACGUCUUCUCUGGAGCGGUGCCGCAGGAGCUCGGGAAGCUUUCUCGGCUGACGCAGCUCAGCCUCAGCGGAAACCAAUUGGAGGGAUCGAUUCCGGUGGAGCUCUCGCAUAUUCGGCGCUUGGUAUACCUAAAUCUCGGCGACAACAACCUCUCCGGGCAUAUCCCGUCUGCUAUCUUCUGCAACCUCUCCGCCUUGCACUACAUUGAUAUGUCGUCAAACUUUCUCGGCGGCAAGAUCCCCAUCCGAGCGGAUUGCCCACUCCCUGAGUUGACAUCCCUCGUGUUGCGGUCCAACAAACUCCAUGGCGUCAUCCCCCGCUCACUGUCAAACUCAACGAAGCUCCGAUGGCUGCUACUGCAAUCGAACUUCCUCACCGGCGAGCUGCCGCGGGAUGACAUGUUCAGCGGCAUGAGCAACCUCGAGUAUUUGCACCUGUCGUUCAACCACCUCGCGAACUCGCGGAACAACACCGGCCUUGAACCAUUCUUCGCCUCGCUUACCAACUGCACCGCGCUAAAGGAGCUCGGCGUCGCCGGGAAUGACAUCGCCGGCACGAUCCCGCCUGUCGUCGGUCGCCUCGCUCCCGGCCUCAUGCAGCUCCACCUUCAGUUUAACAGACUCUUUGGCCCGAUCCCGGCAAACAUCUCCAACCUCACAAACCUCAACACCCUCAACCUCUCCCAUAACCUCCUCAACGGCUCCAUCCCACAGGGCAUCUCCAGCAUGCGGCAGCUCGAGCAGCUGCACCUCUCAAACAACCUGCUCUCCGGUGAUAUCCCGCUAUCCCUUGGCAUGAUCCCGUGGCUCGGGGUCGUCAAUUUUUCGCAAAACCGGCUCACCGGCGCCAUUCCGCCGAGCAUCGUGCAAUGUGUGACGAUGGAAAAUCUUGAUCUCUCCAACAACAUGUUGCAAGGCAAGAUCCCAGCUGGCUUAUCUAGGCUGAGCGGAUUGCUCAACCUCAACCUCGCGGGCAACUUGUUGUCUGGCGCGAUCCCGGUGACCAUCGGCGAGAUGGUUAGGUUGCAAUUGCUUAACCUGUCAUCAAACCAGCUCUCCGGCACGAUCCCGCCGCAGCUCGGCAGCUGCAUCGAGCUCAAGUACCUCGACGUGUCCUGCAAUGGCCUCACGGGGACCCUCCCUCAAUCCUUGGAGAAGGUGGCGUCGCUGCUGCGUGUUAACUUUUCAUACAACGACUUCUCAGGCGAGGUGCCGAGCGGCGGGGCCUUUGCAGGAUUUCGGGCGGACGCGUUCCUCGGCAAUGACAGACUAUGUGCGGGGACGGCGUCGAUGACGCCUGGGUUGCCUAGGUGCAGCGGUGCGAAGCGCAACUUGCUCCAUAACCGGCGAGUGGUGUUGCUCGUCGUUGGCACAGUCGCGAGCUUCACGAUGGCAAUCAUUGGGCUUGCCGUGCUCGACCCCAAUACCGGAGGCGGCGAGGUCUCCCGGAGUUUCAAGCGGGAAUGCGAUGUGCUGAGGCGGACGCGGCACCGGAACCUGCUGCGUGUGGUCACCACAUGCAGCCAGUCGGACUUCCACGCGAUCGUGCUCCCGCUGAUGACCAAUGGUAGCCUAGAAAAGCACCUCUACCCGCGUGACGGCGGCCCCGGACGUGGCAUGGACGUCGCAUGGCUGGUUGGCAUCGCCGGCGACAUAGUCGAGGGGCUCACCUACCUACAUCACUACGCACCCGUCCGCGUCGUACACUGCGACCUUAAGCCCAGCAAUGUGCUCCUCGACGACGACAUGACGGCCAUUGUGGCUGACUUCGGCAUCGCGCAGCUGGUCAAGGACAUGGGCGACAACGACAACGCAGGCUUUGCCGAUCCCUGCAACUCCACUGCCGGAUUGUUGCAAGGUUCUGUGGGCUACAUCGCACCAGAGUACGGGCUAGGAGGCCAUCCUUCAACAGAAGGCGACGUGUACAGCUUCGGCGUGAUGCUACUAGAGAUGAUCACCGGGAAGCGCCCGACCGAUGUGCUCUUCCAGGAGGGACUCACGUUGCAUGGCUGGGUGAGGCGGCACCACCCGCAUGACGUCACCGCCAUUAUCGCACAGUCACUGCUGGCGGCCACGGACACGAUGUUGUCUGCGGUACAAGCGAACAACGUCAUUGUCGAGCUGAUGGACCUUGGGAUCGCGUGCACUCAGCACUCGCCGCCGGCGCGGCCCACCAUGGUGGAGGUGUGCCGCGCGAUCGCCCUCCUCAAGGAUUCGUCUUCUUCAUGA